Salmo salar (Atlantic salmon) is the source of this 2246-nucleotide messenger RNA. Lineage: Eukaryota; Metazoa; Chordata; Actinopteri; Salmoniformes; Salmonidae. The record is from RefSeq and is a predicted model, not a curated record.
UCAUGCGGGCUAGUCCCUCCCAUGACACAAAACCCCAUUCAGCAGCAUGUCAACACACUCAUGUUGAGAAGAAGAAGAAACAGUUAUUAAAGGAAUCGGACAAUCUAUUUUCUGGACUUAAAGAUUCUGGGCUUCAGCUAGACCAACUCUGAAGUGAACUGCUUAUCCAAACUGUUGUUUUUAUUAUAACCAAAUAUAGAAAUGGGAAGAAUUAAUAUCUGCGUAAAACGGGCGUUCAUUUUCGUCUGUGUCUUGAUCGGUAUCAUCAGCACCCUCUUGCUGGCCAUCACAUUAUUUGGACAUGGGUACUUCCACCAAUCAGAAGAAAUAGAGAUUCUGCCAGGGAUAGCAAUUCUUUAUGUCCUAGAAGCAGCAACCCUGGUCCUGUCAAUCUUUGGGGUUUAUGGCGCUCGCAAGGAGAAGAAAUGGGCUGUGGUUCUGUUUUCAGUAGGUAUGUCACUGGCCAGCCUAUACCUGUUUGUGGAGUCCGUGAAAACAUAUCAAGCCAAACCCGAGAUGGAGGAGUUAAUCAGAGAGGAACAUCUAGCUAUGAUGCCUCUAAGUGGAGCGAAUCAAACAGAUUUAGAAGAGCUAUACAACAUACAGACUAAGUUCAAAUGCUGUGGGCUCGUACAAGGCUACCAAGACUGGGGCACAGACAUCCCCCUCUCCUGUCUCUGUUCUGAUGAGGACUCAACAAACUUUAAAUGUGUUGCUCCUGGUAACAAUACAAGAUUUGUUAUUCACUAUCCCAACAGUGAUAUGUCUGAGGAUGAUGACCACAAGGGACUAAUGGAUGAACACAUGCUGGUAUAUAAAGAGCCAUGUCUUCCCAUCUUAUUCUCUUUGGUGGGCUAUGGAAUCAGCCUGAUGAUAGGAACAUUAGUAGCACUUCAAGCAUUAUGGGAUAUUGGAGUUGCCCUGGCCAUCACAAUACUCUGCCAGAUGAGAAGAAAAGUUGAUGUGCCACCUGUGAUCUUCACCUCUCAACCACCUCAGUACAGAGAGCUGUGUGACACAGCAGAGAGUGUCUGAAAUGAAAUGGUCCUCUUAUGAAGGAUACUCAAUGCACUAGUCUGAGUGCCAGUCUGUUUGUGCCAUCAUGACAACUCCUGUCACUCAUUUGUGUCAAGCCAAACAUGACAAUGGGUGACAAAGAGUUGGCUUGGCAAUGACAGCAAUGGAGUUGUCAUUGUCCAGACCACAAACAGAUCUGGAAUCAGGCUAGCAAUGCAUCCAUAUUAUCUACAUACUCAUAACACACUUGAAAUGACAACAAGGGACAUUAUUAGACAUUAGACAUCUUUGCUGUGUUGUCAAAAGUAUUACUGUUCAACUGAUUAUCCAUCUGACUGCCAUCAAGAGUCUUCUUAUUGGCUGUCAAGGGUUCUAUAAAACCUGUGGUUUGUUUUUCUGUUGUAAAUAAUUGGUAACCAUUUAACCAUUGAAGUGCCUCAGUGUUAGUGACAGUGUCUUGAAUAAAGGGAGAAGCGUCUUUUAAGAUUAUGUUCCUUUAUUCGACAACCAACAUCUUUAAAAAAAAUUAUAUCUUUUGUUUACUAAACCCAACUGUAUAAUCAAAAUGACUUUGCCAUUAUCACAGGAAGUCACAAUCAGACUCGGACAAAAAUGGAAUUUCCUCCAAUGACCUUUGUCCUCUCCCCAUCCUCAUUUCAUUUUCUGCCUUUGUCUUUUCCUCCUGCUCUCUCCUCUCAUCCUCCUCUCUAACUCUUUUCCUCCUGCUCUCUCCUCUCAUCCUCUUCUCUUUAACUCUUUUCCUCCUGCUCUCUCCUCUCAUCCUCCUCUCUCUUCCUAUCAUCUUCUUUUCCUGUUUCACCCUCUUCUCCUCCUGUCUUUCACACUCCCUCAGCUCUUUCUCUCUCCUCUUCUGUUCUACCUUCUCUGUCUUUGUCUCUGCUUCUUUUCUCUUCCUCUCCUCCUUCUCUUGUUUCUUCAACUUGUCUUUCUCUUUCUUCCAACUGAAUACAGUCUGACUCAGGGGGAAAAGUUGAUUAAAACAAUGAAGAAGUAAUGAAGGACUGUAAACUGUAUGAUAUUAGACCAGUGGCUGUAGCCCGGGUACCAGUCGGUUUAGCUAUCAUUCCACUCCUUGCCACUCCUUGUCAUGCUAAACAUUUGGCAGUACAAGGGGUGGAAUGUUAACUCAACAGACUGGUACCCAGGCUACUGUGGUACCUACUCAUAAUAUAAUUUUACGUUAAUUCAAUAAACUACUUUGUUCUAUU